AUGCCGGCUCUGCCAGCGCUGCUGCUGUCGAUUUACUUCCUCUUACUGUUGCUGACCAUGGCCCCGCUCUCUUUCACCCAGGCUCCCGCGCUCUCCUCCGUCAGAAUGGCGGCCAUUUUGGACGACCAGUCGGUGUGUGGGCGAGGGGAGCGGCUAGCGCUGGCCCUGGCCAGGGAGAACAUUAACAGUUUUUUUGAGGGCCAGUCCAGAGCCCGGGUGGAGGUGGACAUCUUCGAGCUGCAGAAGGACUCACAGUACGACACCACCGAUACCAUGUGUCAGAUAUUGCCGAAGGGGGUGGUCUCUGUGAUUGGCCCCGCCUCCAGUCCUGCCUCAGGGUCAACUGUCAGUCACAUCUGUGGGGAGAAGGAGAUCCCUCAUGUGAAGGUGGGCCCGGAGGAAACGCCCAAACUCCCAUACCUCCGCUUCGCCUCGGUCAGCCUCUACCCCAGCAACGAGGACCUGAGCCUGGCUAUAGGUGCCAUCCUCCGCUCUUUCAGCUACCCCACCGCCAGCCUCAUCUGCGCCAAGGCAGAGUGCCUGCUGCGAUUGGAGGAGCUGGUGCGGCGCUUCCUGAUCUCCCGGGAAACACUGUCCGUUAGGAUGCUGGACGAAAGCCUGGACCCCACCCCCCUGCUAAAGGAGAUCAGAGACGAUAAAGUGGCUACUAUCAUCAUCGACGCCAAUGCUUCCAUCUCCUACCUCAUCCUCAGAAAGGCAUCAGAACUGGGGAUGACAUCAGCGUUUUACAAGUACAUACUCACCACAGUGGACUUUCCCCUGCUGCGAUUGGACGACGUGGUGGAUGACCAAUCCAACAUCGUAGGUUUCUCCAUGCUCAACAGCAGCCAUCCCUUCUACCUGGAGUUCAUCAGGAGUCUCAACCUGUCCUGGAGGGAGGGCUGUGACCUCAGCCCCUACCCCGGCCCGUCGCUGUCGUCGGCUCUCAUGUUUGAUGCGGUGCAUGUGGUGGUGGGGGCGGUGCGUGAGCUCAACCGGAGUCAGGAGAUUGGAGUGAAGCCGCUCAGCUGUACCACUCCUCAGAUCUGGCAGCAUGGCACCAGCCUGAUGAACUACCUGCGCAUGGUGGAGUAUGAUGGGUUGACCGGCAGGGUGGAGUUUAACAGCAAAGGCCAGAGGACAAACUACACCCUGAGAAUCCUGGAGAAGCACCGUGGCGGUCAUAAAGAGAUCGGGAUCUGGUACUCUAACAACACGUUGGCGAUGAACUCGACGUCUCUGGACAUCAACAUGUCGGAGACGUUGGCUAACAAGACGCUCAUCGUCACCACCAUAUUGGAGAACCCGUAUGUGAUGCAUAAGUCCAACUACCAGGAGCUGCAGGGAAACGACCGGUACCAGGGCUUCUGUGUGGACAUGCUAAGAGAGAUGUCGGACUUGUUGAAGUUCUCCUUCAGGAUCAAGCUGGUGGAGGACGGGCUGUACGGAGCGCCUGAACCAAAUGGUUCCUGGACAGGCAUGGUGGGAGAGCUCAUCAAUAGGAAAGCAGACUUGGCGGUAGCUGGGUUCACCAUCACCUCAGAGAGGGAGAAGGUCAUAGAUUUCUCCAAACCCUUCAUGUCUCUGGGCAUCAGCAUCCUGUACAGAGUCCAUCUGGGACGGAAGCCAGGUUAUUUCUCCUUCCUGGACCCGUUCUCUCCGGCCGUGUGGCUCUUCAUGCUGCUGGCCUACCUGGCUGUCAGCUGUGUGCUCUUCCUAGCCGCCAGGUUGAGUCCGUAUGAGUGGUACAACUCCCACCCGUGUCCUAUGGGGCGAAAGGACGUGCUGGAGAACCAGUACACCCUGGGCAACAGCCUGUGGUUCCCCGUGGGAGGCUUCAUGCAGCAGGGCUCUGAGAUCAUGCCCCGCGCCCUGUCCACGCGCUGCGUCUCCGGGGUCUGGUGGGCGUUCACUCUAAUCAUCAUCUCCUCCUACACGGCCAACCUGGCAGCCUUCCUUACUGUUCAGAGGAUGGAGGUGCCCAUCGAGUCUCCUGACGACCUGGCAGACCAGACAAACAUCCAGUAUGGCACCAUCCAAGGAGGCUCCACCAUGACCUUCUUCAUGAACUCGCGCUACCAGACGUACCAGCGCAUGUGGAACUACAUGCACUCCAAGCAGCCCAGUGUGUUUGUGAAGAGCACGGAGGAGGGCAUCGCCCGCGUGGUCAACUCUAAAUACGCCUUCCUGCUGGAGAGCACCAUGAACAAGUACCACCGCCGCCUCAACUGUAACCUCACCCAAAUAGGUGGUCUUCUCGACACCAAGGGCUAUGGCAUCGGCAUGCCCCUGGGCUCGCCAUUUAAAGAGGAGAUCACUCUGGGGGUGUUACAGCUGGCAGAGAACAACAGGCUGGAGAUCCUGAAGAGGAGGUGGUGGGAAGGGGGGAAGUGCCCCAAGGAGGAGGACCACCGAGCCAAGGGUCUGGGCAUGGAGAACAUCGGUGGCAUCUUCGUGGUGUUGAUCUGUGGCCUCAUCAUCGCCGUGUUCGUGGCCGUCAUGGAGUUUGUGUGGUCCACCCGCCGCUCGGCAGAGACAGACGAGGUACGCCCUCACUGCUGCCCCGGCCAAAACCACAGACACCCUCCAGUGUCAGUGUGUCAGGAGAUGCUGACUGAGUUCCGCAACGCCAUCUCCUGUAAGAAGAGCUCACGCUCUCGGCGGCGGCGUCCCUUGGCCAGCACUGGCGGUGUCUUGCGCCACCCCACUCGCCUCCAGCUGGGUGUCCCGAGACCCAUCCGCCUAGUCCGCGAGAUGCGCCUCAGCAACGGCAAGCUGUACAGCAGCUCGGGCCACCUGACUGGCGGAGGGGGAGCAGCAGGGGGGGGGUGCGGGGCCGUAGGGGGGGGGCCCUCAGACAUGGGCCCGGGGCCACAGCGCCUCCUGGAGGACCCGCUGGGUGCCAACACCACAACACCCCCUCCCCCGCCCGAGGCUGCCACGGCGCCACCCUCCCGGAGCUGUGCCAACGUGCGGAUCUGCCAGGAGUGUCGGCGCAUCCAGAGCCUGAGGUCAGCAUCGUCUUGCUCACGCAUCCCGCCCCACCUCGGCCCACACUCUUCCAUGUCCCUGCCCCGCCUCACUCCACCCCCGCCACCCUCCUCCACCAACACCGACAGCGAGGGGGGCGGCUGCGGCACAGCGAGCCCCAAUCGCCCCAAACCUAAGCCCACGCCUCCUCCGCGGCCCUUACCCCCGGCGAAAGCGCCCACCACAGACCUGCUGCUGGGGAAACAAGACUGA
Salvelinus namaycush (lake trout) is the source of this 3243-nucleotide messenger RNA. RefSeq names its product glutamate receptor ionotropic, kainate 5-like. Bases 1 to 3243 code for a protein of 1080 amino acids. The record is from RefSeq and is a predicted model, not a curated record. Gene Ontology annotation, cellular component: postsynaptic membrane; plasma membrane; kainate selective glutamate receptor complex. Gene Ontology annotation, molecular function: kainate selective glutamate receptor activity; transmitter-gated monoatomic ion channel activity involved in regulation of postsynaptic membrane potential. Gene Ontology annotation, biological process: monoatomic ion transport; synaptic transmission, glutamatergic; modulation of chemical synaptic transmission. The transcript is spliced from 19 exons. Lineage: Eukaryota; Metazoa; Chordata; Actinopteri; Salmoniformes; Salmonidae.